AGUAGUAAUCCUCCCCCACCACUCACUCCAACUACGUGCUGAUUGCCGUGGCAACUCCAAAAAAAAUCUGUAUGUAAUUAAGGCAUGACGAGUACACAAAAUUAGUACAUGUUGGCAGGUAUGCAAUACUGUAUAUGGUUCAUUCCAUGUAGACUGGUUCACCAUUGACCAGGUGUGGCGGAGGAGGAGGUACCGGCGGCAACCUGUGUUUGACAGCUGCAGGGUUUAUAAUAAAGGUCCAAUGAAUCUGGUCCCAAGCUUCCUGUAUAUGCCCGCCAGAGAAAGGUCCUUGAUGGACAACCAAAUCUCUUGCCCCGACGGUUGCGGUCCACAGUCCAGGUCAAGGCCGCAUGUGCAUCGCGCCAAAUGCAUUGGGCCUGCCAGAGGUGAGCUUGGACGGAUGCAACGACAAUGUCUUUCUCCUGUUCAGGAAACAGGGGGGCUGAUAGCAGUAAGACACUUUAAAAGGGGACAGCUGUCAAGGGAGUUGUGGGCAUAUUCCACCCAAGGCAGAAAGACAAACCAUUAAGAUGGGUGUUGGUAGCACACACACACAACGGAGAGCCACCUCCAAGCGCUGGUUUGCCCACUGCAUGGCCGUUGGACUGUUGAUGAUAACCAGAUGAUAGACUGACAGAAGCACCGAGGGCCUUGAAGAAGGACUUCAACACCUUGGAAAUUAACUGAGGACCUCUGUUGGAAAUUAGAUCACAAAGGACACCAUGUAUGCAAAGCACAUGCUUGACCAGGAGAUGGGUUGUCUCUGGUGACAAUGAGAGUGUUUUAAGAGCAGUGAAAUGAGCCAUCUUAGAGAACCAAUCAGUAACAUUGAAGAUGACACUGUUACCUUGGGAAACAGAAAUUCUGGUGACAAAGUCCAAGGCGAUAUGGGUGCAGAAGGCCAGCAGGAGGACGGUGAGAGGACUUGCUAUGUGCACAGACAGUGCAGGCGGAAACAAAGUCCUUGACAUCCUUGGACAGCCACCAGAAAUUCUGAGCAAUGACCAAUAAAGUGCGGCUAGCAUCUGGAUGACAGGGAAUUCUGGAGGUGUGUCCUCACUGCAGCACCUCGGAUAUGCCCGACUCGGGAAUGAACAGCUUAUGCUGAGGACAACCUUAGGAGCUCUGGCAACCCUCUGUUCCAAACUUACACACAGUUACUUACACACAGCACAUGCCAGCGGUUGGGUUAAAACAAGACACAUUUGCAGACAUUAAUAAAUAUUUGAGCUUUCCAGAACCAUGCAAUAGAGAAGAAACAAUGUAGACAGACAGGGAGGACUGCUAGAUGGUGUAGAUAAACUGGGCCAAGAGGAGAAGCUGCAGGACGACAGCUUGCUUGUUGGGGUAGAGGUGAGGGGCAGAUUGGCUUCUCCUGUUCCACUGCAUUAUUGAAAAAGGACCCAUCUGACAUUUGACCGUAGGCUAGUGUAGUUGCUGCAACACAUUAUGUCAGGGUGACAUCAGUUACUCCUCAAUUUUAUUUAUUUUUAUUUUAUUUAGUAGGAUCAAAACAAUCUAUAUUCACUUUUUCAUACCCGUGAUUCCCAUUGCAAGACUUCAGGUAGGAUGACAUGUGACCUCAGGCCCCGUUCAUUAUUGGUAUAAGCCACCAUUGUUUACCAUUGUUUAUUUUGUGUCAAAGCCACUUCCAGACGUCAACAUGCAUCUUGAUGCAUGAUGUUAUUUAUUAUGCAGUAAAAGGUAAGUCAGGACAGUUUCCUGUAUUGUUUGUCAUUUUGAUUGACAUGACCAUUGUCUGUCUAAGUGUUGCUCAGUUGUGUUUUCAAGCUGUUAGCAUCAAAUGACCCUUGUGUCGUCGAAGGUUGUCAAGGAGCAGUCCAAAUAGGCGGGCACUCUCACAAGCCACCCCCCAAGCCACCCCACCCCAUCCCAUGUGUCUGUGUUUGUGUGUCUUGUCCUUUUGCCUUCACAGAUGGAUCACUCUCCCUUGCUUAUGGACAGAGAAGAGGAAUAAGUAAAGAAUAAGAAAAAAAACAUUAAUAAGUGACAAAGAAUGCCUCCUAAGAAAAGGAAUGACACAAAAAUUGAUGUUGAAGAUGUUGGGCUGGAGGUGGAUGCUGUAAUAGACAGUGGAAGUGAGGAUGAGGCCAGGAAAAGAAGUAAAAACAGAAGAGCCAAACCACAGCGUAAACACAACCACUUCAGUGAUGAAGAGGAAGAAGAGGAGGAUGAGACUGAGGUACCGAGGAAGAGAGGAAGAAAGAAGAAAGCUAAACUCAUGGACAGCGAUGAGGAUAACGAGGAAGAUAAGAGAAGUGUGAAAAGUAAAGGCUCCAAAGCUUCUAGGAAGAAAGCGACACAGGAGGAGAGUGAAGAUGAGAGUGAAGAGGACCACAGGAAGAAGAAAAAGGGAGGUAAAGCAGUGUCCAAAAAGGACAAAGAGGAGCAGAAUAAAGAGAAGGGGAGUGGUAAAGCGAAAGGAGGGAAUGAUAAAGGAGGUGAGAAGGACAAAAAGAAGAAGAAUGGGAAGUUGAGCAGCUCUUCGUCCUCCUCUGACUCUGGCGAAGAAUCUCUGUCGGAGGGCGAGAUGGCGGUGUUGAAAGAAGAGGUAGAGGAGAAGAAGAAACUCAUCGCAACAUUAAGGAAUAAACCGUGGCGUAUGAAGAGGAGACUUGUUGUGCUCAAGGAGGCACAGGAGUUUGUUGAAAAGUUUGAAGGUGCUCUUGGUAAAGGAAAAGGCAAGAAACUGUACGCAUUCAAAGUCAUGAUGACCAAGAAAUUCAUCAAGUUCAAACGUGACUUUGAAAACUUCAAAACAGCUUGUAUACCCUGGGAGAGGAAGAUCAAGGAAGUAGAAAGUCACUUUGGAUCCUCUGUGGCAUCCUACUUCAUAUUUUUAAGGUGGAUGUAUGGGCUGAACCUGGUUCUAUUUGGGUUCAUGUUUGGCUUGGUGGUCCUGCCUGAGAUUCUCAUGGGUCUUCCUUAUGGGUCCAUUCCCAGGAAAACUGUACCCCGGGAGGAACAGGAGAAAGCUAUGGACUUCGCAGUGCUCUUUGAUUUUGGUGGAUACUGCAAAUACUCUUUUUUAUUCUACGGAUUCUACAACAGUGAGCGAACAAUUGGUGUGCUGAAGUUCAGACUUCCACUGUCAUACCUGCUGGUGGGCGUCGGCAUCUUUGGCUACAGCUUGAUGGUUGUCAUCAGAACGAUGGCCCGUAACUCUAACGAAGGAGGUGACGGUGCUGAAGAAGGAGAGUUUACUUUCAGCUGGAAGAUGUUCACCAGCUGGGACUAUCUGAUAGGAAACCCGGAGACAGCAGACAAUAAAUAUGCCUCCAUUACCACCAGCUUCAAGGAAUCCAUUGUAGAUGAACAGGAGAACCAGAAGGAUGAGAACAUCCACCUCCGUCGUUUCCUCAGGGUUCUAGCCAAUGUUCUCAUCCUGUGCAGCCUUGGAGGCAGUGGUUACCUCAUCUACUUUGUGGUCAAGCGCUCCCAGGAGUUUGCUGAUAUGGAUAAUGAUGAACUCUCCUGGUUCGAAAAGAAUGAGGUGGAGUUUGUCAUGUCUCUCCUGGGGCUGGUGUGUCCUCCUCUUUUUGAAACCAUCGCUGAACUAGAAGACUAUCACCCUCGUAUUGCUCUCAAGUGGCAACUGGGACGCAUCUUUGCCCUCUUCCUGGGAAACCUUUACACCUUCCUUUUUGCCCUUUUUGAUGAGGUCACUGCUAAGUUGGAGAGUGAAAAGUCGAUCAAGAAUGCCACUGAGCGGGCGUUAAAUGAGUACCGUGCCAACUACAGUACUCACUUCAACACCACAGAUGUGCCUCCUCCAGAUGUCCAUCCAGCGGAUGUCAUCAGGGGACCCUGUUGGGAGACUGCAGUUGGCAUAGAAUUUGUAAAGCUGAUCGUGUCGGACAUCCAAGUGACCUACUUGACCAUCCUGAUUGGGGACUUUCUGCGAGCUGUCAUUGUCCGCUUCCUUAACUAUUGCUGGUGCUGGGACCUGGAGGCUGGAUUUCCUUCAUAUGGAGAGUUUGACAUCAGUGGAAAUGUGCUGGGCCUGAUCUUCAAUCAAGGAAUGAUAUGGAUGGGAGCUUUUUAUGCCCCAGGGCUGGUGGGUUUGAACGUUUUGCGUCUCCUGUGUUCGAUGUACUACCAGUGCUGGGCCGUGAUGGCCUGUAAUGUUCCUCAUGAGCGAGUCUUCAAGGCCUCGCGCUCCAAUAACUUCUACAUGGGUCUGCUGCUGCUUGUGCUGUUUCUUAGCCUGCUACCGGUGGUCUACACGAUAAUGACCUUGUCUCCAUCGUUUGACUGUGGGCCUUUCAGUGGCCAAGAGAAGAUGUACGAUGUUGUCAUGGAGACUAUAGAACGGGACCUUCCCUCCUUCAUUGGGACCAUAUUCAAUUAUGCCACCAACCCAGGACUCAUCAUGCCCGCUGUUCUUCUUAUGGUGCUGGCAAUCUAUUAUCUGAAUGCUGUAUCAAAGGGAUACCAACAAGCAAAUACGGACCUUAAAAGGAAGAUGCAAAUGGCUCGAGAUGAGGAAAAGAAUCGCAGGAACAACAAGGAUAGCACUAAUCAAGUCAUGAAAGACUUGGAGGACCUGAUGCCAGACAAAUCUUUGAUACCACCUCCAACUGAGAAAGAGCCACCCCCGCCUGAUGUUGUCAAUGAGAAGGGCACCAAGUCUCCAAAAGUGAAACCAGGUGCAGCGGCCAAUGGGAAAGGAGUUAACCUUCAAAAAGAUGUUUCAUUGGCUGCUUCCAAUCCCAGAGGGCCAGUGACCCGGGCCCCUGGACCAAGAGGGAGACCUCCCGGAAAUGCCAGGGGGCCUCAACCAGGACCUGUUAGAGGAAGAGGCCGAGGCAGGCCUCCAAGACAAUAGAGGUCCAAAGUCCAUUGAUAGACAUUUAAAUCCGAAUAAACUGACUCAGCUAGAGUCAGGGGCAAGCACAGUGGUUUGGUUAGAAUGUCUGAGUCGCAGCAAGAAGGUUCAUAAUUUAAAUCUAUGCUCUUUCUGUGUGGAGUUUGUACGUUCUCCUUGUUCUUGCAUGGGCGUACCCCGGGUACUCUAAAAACAUGUACAGUAUGUUCGUCCAAAUUGUCCAUAGGUGUGAAUGUGAGCAUGAAAGGUUGUUUGUCUAUACUGUAUGUGCCUUGUGAUUGACUGGCAGUCUAGUGAGUACGUGAGUUGGGAUAGGCUCCAGCUUCCCUGAGACCCUGAAGAGGAUAAGCAGAAGAAAAUGAAUGAAUGAAUUAUAGUCAGAAAAGAUUGAGAAUGGGCUUCUGUGAUUAAAUCACAAAAGAUGUAUAUAUUUAUCCAAAGCAAGAUCUAGAAAUGAUUAAACAACAAAGAAAUCAGUAUAGUGUUCACUGGUUGUGUAUA
Dunckerocampus dactyliophorus (ringed pipefish) is the source of this 5350-nucleotide messenger RNA. RefSeq names its product transmembrane channel-like 2b (gene tmc2b). The transcript has 20 exons. The coding region runs from base 2018 to 4849 and encodes 943 amino acids. Gene Ontology annotation, biological process: vestibular reflex; detection of mechanical stimulus involved in sensory perception of sound. Gene Ontology annotation, molecular function: mechanosensitive monoatomic ion channel activity. The record is from RefSeq and is a predicted model, not a curated record. NCBI's taxonomy places the organism in Eukaryota, Metazoa, Chordata, Actinopteri, Syngnathiformes, Syngnathidae. Gene Ontology annotation, cellular component: plasma membrane.